AUGUGUGUCGAGUUCAACGACCCGAUGCCGAUCUACAUAGCGGUGCAUGACACCACUAGAGAAAUCCACUGGCGUAUCGUCUGGGCCAUCGCUGGCCCUCUUAGGGACCCGAACCGUCGGCACGGGGAGCGUCUGGAAGGCUAUCACGUCAUGGAAAUCUUCGUUCCGAACGAGGACAAUGCGACGGGCCAGUACGCCUUCCGCCGGCACUUUCGCCAACGCGAUUACGGAAGCGCCCAACACUGGGCUUUCAUGCACGUCGGGACGCUGGACCGACCGAGCCGCCGGACGCUCGUGGACUACUGCUCAGAGCAGGACCCGACUCACGUCGGUAACAACGCAGGCUCGAACUGUAUCACAUGCGUCGUGAACACCAUCCGCGCGAUGUGUAUUACUCCGGACCAGAUCAACGCCAGGGGCCCGGACGGACAGCAGGCGGAGCAGGCCAUCCGGGACGCCUACAACUACCGUACCACAAGGCGGAGAAACUAG
Trametes versicolor FP-101664 SS1 is the source of this 492-nucleotide messenger RNA. RefSeq lists its product as uncharacterized. The coding region runs from base 1 to 492 and encodes 163 amino acids. NCBI's taxonomy places the organism in Eukaryota, Fungi, Basidiomycota, Agaricomycetes, Polyporales, Polyporaceae. The record is from RefSeq and is a predicted model, not a curated record. The transcript has 4 exons.